Messenger RNA from Chrysoperla carnea, 1990 nucleotides. It is a transcript of the gene IFT54, whose product is annotated as TRAF3-interacting protein 1. The record is from RefSeq and is a predicted model, not a curated record. Gene Ontology annotation, molecular function: microtubule binding. Gene Ontology annotation, cellular component: intraciliary transport particle B; centrosome; axoneme. Bases 1 to 1734 code for a protein of 577 amino acids. The transcript is spliced from 4 exons. NCBI's taxonomy places the organism in Eukaryota, Metazoa, Arthropoda, Insecta, Neuroptera, Chrysopidae. Gene Ontology annotation, biological process: cilium assembly; regulation of microtubule cytoskeleton organization; intraciliary transport.
AUGAGUGAAGAUAUAAAGUUAGAUGUGAUAAAGAAAACCCAAGAUACGCUUGGAAAAUAUGUGAAAAAACCACCAUUAACUGAAAAAUUAUUGAAAAAACCACCGUUUAGAUUUUUACAUGAUAUUAUUACAACAAUUAAUAAAGAUUAUAAAAUGUUUGAUGGAAUUUUUACGGAAACAGAAUUAAAAUCGGAAAAUAUUAAGGAGAAAGAUGAUAAAAUUAAAUUUUUGUUUAAAUUAAUUAAUACAAUGAAACUUCUUACAAAUACGGAUAUCCCUGCACGUCCAAGUAAAAUUGUAGCUGGACAUGAACCAACAAAAACGAAUGAACUGUUACAAAUAAUUGGAAAAGCAAUUCAAAAAAAUCUCACUGCAAAAAAUAUUUUAGACCAGAUUAAAGAGGAAAAUUUAGAUUUAACAAAAGAUAUAAAAUUUAAACCUAAAAAGGCGGCAGUUGAAUCAAUGAGUCGAAGAAAAUCGAAAGAUACAACUUUGUCGAAAAAAUCAUCGAAUGAAAAAAUAAAAAAAGUUGAUAAGAAAAAUACGGAAACGCCAUUAACUUCACGAGACAAAAUACGUAAACAGAAAAAUGAAAUUAAUAAAUUGGAAAAAGUUAAACCUGAAAAAUUGCUUCAUACUCAAAGUAGUAAUAGUAAUACUUUACUAAACAGUUCUCAACCAGAGAUCAAUCUGAUUUCAACUGAUGAUCCGAAGAAAGAGGAGUUACUUGUCGAAAUACCAAGUGUGAUUAACGUGGAAAUUGAAAGUAACAACGAAAAUAAGGAAAAUGAAGAAAAAGUCGAAUACCAAACCAUGACUAGCAGGAGUAGUAACGUAACUGAAUUAGAUGAAACGGAUAUUAUCCUAGAACCAAGUAAUGAAAUAUUCAAGGAUAAUCCACUAAAUUUAGAAAAUGCAUCGAACGAACCAAUUUUAUUAGAAUCAUCAAAUCUACCAUCAAAGGAAAUUGAUAAAUUAAAUCAAAAAUUAUCCGAAUCUGAUUUGAAAAUUGAUAAACCAAGACAACCAUCGGCACGACCACGAACUAGUCUACGUCCACCAAGUGCUAGACCACCUAGUGCUCGUCCAGCAGCUCCUCGUAUCCGAGAUCGAAAUGAUGUUAUUUUACCACCUGAAAAAGUGGUUCCAUUGGGAAAAGUUAAUGUAAUUGUCGAAAACUUCGAUAAAAAUUCAGAUGAUGAUAAUGAAAAUUUAGUUGUAGUUGAAUCAACAUCGAAUAUUCCUGAAAUAGCCUUACCCUUGAAAACAUCCACGAUUCAAGAUCAACAACCGCAAGGACAUCUUGUGGAACAAAUUUUAGAAACACAAAAAGAAUUGAUGGAAGAUACACCAAAAAUACCAAUGCAAAUUGAAUGGGAAGAAGAUAGUCAAAGAAAUCGUGAAACAAAAAAACGAUACAUCGAAAAUAUACGAAUGAAAAUUCAAACAAUCACUCGAGCAGCAUUACCAUUGGGACAAAUAAUAAAUUUCCUUCAAGAAGAUUAUGAUAACAUUAUUAGAGAAUUACAAAUAUGGCGGAAUGAGAAUGAAAAACUAAAUGAAGAUAUUGCACAGCAAAAAAUAGUAGCAGAUCGAAGUCUUGAACCAUUCCGUAAACAAUAUAUGGAAAUGGAAGAAGAAAUUGAAAAACAAAAGGAACGAAAUAAUUUGUUGAAAUCGGAAAUUUAUCGAAAUCAACAAAGAAUCGAUCAGUUACUAACGACUUUAAUAUAGUUUCACCGUUUUUAAGGUCAUUGGCAGCAACUAGAUUUGCGUAAGAUGUCCCUCUAGCGAUAAUUGUGAAACUAGCGAGUGUUGAGACAUUCAUGUUCAAUAUAUUAUUUAAAUUGAGUAAAUUUUUUACAAAAAGCAUUUACUUUGAAUAGGAUCCGUUCUUGGUCGUAAACCUAAAUGUUUUCAAGGUUUUACUGUGAAGGAAGAUCCAUGCUUAUGUAACGAAUAUGUGCCACUAACUAGUUUUGCAAUUAAC